This is a messenger RNA of Mollisia scopiformis, 1485 nucleotides long. Its product is annotated as FAD dependent oxidoreductase. The transcript is spliced from 4 exons. The record is from RefSeq and is a predicted model, not a curated record. Gene Ontology annotation, molecular function: D-amino-acid oxidase activity; FAD binding. Bases 344 to 1417 code for a protein of 357 amino acids. Lineage: Eukaryota; Fungi; Ascomycota; Leotiomycetes; Helotiales; Mollisiaceae.
AGAAAAUGAACGGAUCCGGGGCACAAAGUGCACAGCAUAUCGACCCACACGUCCAGACUUCUCGUUGCAAUGUCUCACUAGCCCAGUCCUUGACCAGUCACGUAUCGCAUUGCGGCUCUGCCUACGAUACCCGCUAUGUGGCUUCGCUUUGGCCGAGCCCGGAGUUUCCAAGAGUGGGGAUAGCGGAUAGCUCCGCUUGAUGAGACAACGUUGUACGAAAGAAAGUUUGAAUCGUCAAGAGAACUUUCUCAAAUAGACGAAUAUCCCUGGCGAGUGAGAGUAAAUUGCUCCUUCCAUUUCUCUCGCUUCAAUCAAGAUCGAUCGCUCCUCAAUCAAAAUCAAAAUGCCGAAUAUCGUCGUAGUGGGUGCUGGAGUCUCUGGACUCACGACUGCGUUGCUGUUGUCGAAGGAUCCGGAGUAUAAAGUGACGAUUGUGGCGAAGCAUAUGCCGGGAGAUUAUGAUAUUGAAUAUACUUCUCCAUGGGCUGGGGCAAACUACUUACCAGUUUCAAACAAAGCUGGUAGUAGGUGGGAGAAGAACACUUGGCCGGAGUUGGACCGUUUGGCGAAGAAUGUCCCUGAGGCUGGGAUCCAUUUUCAAGACGCCAUAAUCUACAACCGCAAAAAGGACUUCGACGCCACCACCGGCCAAUGGUUCAACGAGCUCCUCUCCGCAACCCCCUGGUUCAGAUCCACCGUCCCCAACUUCCGCCUCAUCCCCUCCUCCGACCUCCCCUCGUUCGCCGACUCCGGCUCAUGUUUCACUUCUAUCUGCAUCAACACCGCCAUCUACCUGCCCUACCUCGUCUCCCAAUGUCUCGUCAACGGUGUAGUCCUCAAACGUGAAGUGUUGACACACAUCUCUGAUGCUGCUUCCAUGCACCAUUCUGGAUCCAAAGCUGACGUUGUGGUUAAUUGUACUGGGCUAUUGGCGAGCAGGCUUGGAGGAGUGAUGGAUAAAAGUGUCAUUCCUGCCAGAGGACAGAUUGUGGUUGUGAGGAACACUCCCGGUGCAAUGUUCACAGUCUCAGGAACCGAUGAUGGCGAAGAUGAAGUGAGUUACAUCAUGCAGCGCGCAGCUGGAGGUGGCACGGUCCUGGGUGGUACGUAUCAGAAGGGGAAUUGGGAGAGUCAGCCGUGUCCCAAUACGGCGGUGAGGAUCAUGAAGAGGGCGGUGGAGUUGUGUCCUGCGUUGACGAAUGGGAAGGGUAUUGAGGGGUUGAGUGUUAUCAGACAUGGAGUCGGGUUGAGGCCGUUGAGGAAGAAGGGAGUUAGGAUAGAGAGCGAGAAGAUUGGGGAUGUGAUGGUUGUGCAUAAUUAUGGACAUGGUGGUUGGGGAUAUCAGGGGAGUUAUGGGUGUGCGGAGGGAGCGAAAGAGUUGGUCGAUGAGGCGUUGAAGCCUAGGGCUAAGCUUUGAAGCUCCUGACACGGUACGAGGAAGUCGUUGACAUGACAAAGCAUACACAUACAUAGAGAUCAAAAUAC